Messenger RNA from Trematosphaeria pertusa, 2220 nucleotides. RefSeq lists its product as uncharacterized. The transcript is spliced from 3 exons. The coding region runs from base 97 to 1953 and encodes 618 amino acids. The record is from RefSeq and is a predicted model, not a curated record. Lineage: Eukaryota; Fungi; Ascomycota; Dothideomycetes; Pleosporales; Trematosphaeriaceae.
AGCGCUGCACGCCUCUCGUUCGUUCAUCACCCUACUGGCCAAACGCGCCAAGGACUACCCAGCACUCGUUACGGCAGGACGACAUGCACGCGCACCAUGGACUCUCGUGGCAGCCAAGAUAGCGGCCCCGUCCGCAGUCGCAGAUCCACAAAGCAGCCAAUGCAAUUCAUGUUCAUUGAUUCGACCGACCAUGGCGUGAACGCAAAGCCCGACAAGGCCGUGAGGUCGUUUGUCAUGAAGACGGCCCGCCGCCAGAAGCCUUGGAGCACGCGACAGAAAAGCCCCAAGACGGAAGCGGAACUAGAGGAAAACUCACAGCCAAGGUCUCAACAGUCGUCAACACGGACCUAUGACGGGGCUGACGAGCAUGAUCCUGCCAGUCCUGGAUCCUGGCAAGAGUUCGCACCGACACCGAGUGCGCGGUAUGCCCGGUCUCGCGGAUCAGCUGUAAGCAGCAGAAACGGCACUUUCUCUAGGCGCCCCAGCAGCCACCUUCACCUCCUUCCGCCAUCAAGCCGUGUCAGCGUGUGCGACUUCCCACAUUGUACCGGGGAUUCUUGCGGCCAACCCCAUGAAGCCCCCACGGCGCUUGGGCGUCGAUGUGGCUUCGACGUAGGCUUCAGGGCGUCGUUCGACUGUUUGCCCGUGCAGAUGGAUGAGAAAAUGCGAGACUUGCUUGAAAACUUUGUGAACGCGCAUUCUGCACUUCUAAUACCGUUGGACCGGCACCAGGCAUCAAAGCCGUUGACUACCGAAUGGGUGGCAAACUCGAUACUGAGUGCAUCGGGCGCACCCUUCAUUUAUGCGGUUCUCACCUCCAGUGCUCUCUACUCGCAAGCCACUGGCGCUGCUAAUCCCUUGGAUGUACUACACUACAAGACAGAGACCAUACGGGAAAUCCACACGCUUUUCGACAACCCAAGAAGAAGAGUUGACGACAGCAACAUUGCUGCCGUCUUCAUGCUACUGUGCCUGGAAGAGAGUCAGCUUGUCGGGCGAGAAGACCAAGAGGACGCCGAGUGGAGUGAGCUGCAGCGGAGAAAGCACCUCAACGGCCUCAAGAAAAUGAUAGAGCUAAGAGGCGGUCUUGCAGCGCUUGGAAGGAACCGGUGCCUGCAAACCUUUAUUCUCAUGCACAGCAUCGCUCACGCAGUAACGACCUUUGAACGGCCGUACACCACACUUGUCGAUGCAACCGGCCAGACGCAGCAAUACGACAUUCCCUCCUUCCGGAGCCGGCCCUCGUCAGGUCGCACACUCCGUUUGUUUCAAGCGCUCAAGCUUGAACCAGCCCUCUUCGACAUCGUUUCUAACGCGGUAGUCUUUAUCGGGGACCUAACAUGUUGGUUCGAAGAGGGGAAAUCCCCCGUGAGCCCACUUGAGCUGCAGAAGCAUGUAUGCCUGCUUAUGUACCGACUAUUCGACUGGUACAAGCAGGGCGAAGAGGAUCGGGGCAUCCAGAGAAACCCGGUGGAUCAGAGUAUUUGCCUAGCAUUGCUGAUCUUCCUCGUGAGGGCAUAUGAGGACUCCUACCUGGGAAUGGUUCACACCGCUGGCAGCAAACUAGAAGUUUGUCUUGGGAGAUGCGUACUGCGAUGGGGCAAAGCACCCGACCUCCUCAUGUGGACACUUACCAUGGGGGCUUUGGCGACGCAAGGAACCACUGAGUUCGCCUUCUUCAAGCGGUAUUGUGGCGUCGCUUUUGCGGACCAGGGCUUCAACGAGUUUACGAAUGCGGAAGAAUUACUGGACCGGAUGAGGAAGUGCCUAUGGCUCCCCAAACUAGACGAAGAGGUAAAGAGGCUUUGGGCACACAUUGGCUUCUGCAAGGGGGAGGAGGUCAUGGAGACGAUUGAAACGGGGCCGACAUCACCGAAGGGCAUCAAGGAUAACGAGGUUGUCGGAUCCUUGACCAGCAAUCGGUUCUUUGGAAGGAGGAGCGACAGUCAGUGAGUGGGUUAGAAAAAAGGAGUGUAUUGGACUAUCUCGGUAUUUCAUUCAUGGGAAAAGGGACUCCGGAACUGGGUACAGGUCUCAAAAGGUUUUUGGGUCUUAGUCUGGGUCUCCAUGGAACGGGACAAGGUGUACCGGACGGACUGGAAAUGCUUCGGCAUCACUUAAUCUUGUAUUUGUAGUCGAUAGUGGUAGAUAUUUCGAGCUUGGAUACCCUGAAUGACAGCGCUACCAAGGAGUGGUCCGUCAAGUCCUCUUACAAUCGAA